ACACUGCUACAGAAUUGAACGGAUGCAUCUUUCUUUCUCUUUCCACACAGAAACUCAAUACAGAGCUAAACUGAGACCGUUUUAUGAAGAGACACCAUUUCAGUUCACGUCAGGCAUAUUAUCGUGCCGGCCGUCUGUAGGGGACAGUGCAGAACUGGGAGGCUGCAGAAGACAGUGAAGGAAGAAGGCAGAGUCUUGUAUUCUGAGCUAGAAAAGCCUGGCAAAGCAAAAUACUCCUGGAGACCAAAUGGAAGACGAAGAAGCCGUCUGUGGCUGGCGCAGCUGUGAGCAGCCCGAGCUGAGGUUCAUCCUUGUCGGCAAAACCGGAGCAGGGAAAAGUGCCACAGGCAACACCCUCCUGGGCCGGAUUGUGUUCGAGUCCAAGCUGGGGGCACAGACCGUGACCAGGACGUGCAGGAACGGCAGAGCAGCCUGGAAUGGGAAGCAUCUCCUUGUCACUGACACCGCGGACAUUUUCGAUCUAGAUGGCCGCAGCACAGAGGCCUCCAGAGAAAUCGCUCGCUGCCUCCUGCUCUCCGCCCCGGGCCCCCACGCCCUGGUGCUGGUGACCCAGCUGGGCCGCUACACGGAGGAGGACCAGGCGGCUGCAAGGCGAGUGCAAGAGAUUUUUGGAGGCCAGGCCAUGAAGUUCAUGAUUGUCCUCUUCACCCGGAAGGAGGACUUAGGGGGCAGCUCCCUGACAGAGUACGUGCGCUACUCGGAGAACAGGGACCUGCGCAGCCUGAUCCAACAGUGUGGAGACCGAUACUGCGCUUUCAACAACAAAGCAGCAGGAGCGGAGCAGGCCGUGCAGGUGAGAGAGCUGGUCGAGAUGGUGGAGAGGAUGGUGCAGGAGAACGGAAACACUCAUUACACCAGUAAGCUGUAUGCCAGGGCAGAGCUGCUCCUCCAUUCUGAAAUGGGAGGCCUGGAGGAGAAGUGCCAAAUCCUUGGGAAAGAGGUGAAAGAGCACCUGGGAAAACAAAGGGACAGGGCAGCAGUUCUGCCUUAUGGGGUAUGCAGAGCACUAAGGGUAGCGUGCUGUUGUAUGUGGACAUCUUGCUGUUUUAUGUUUACAUGGAUUGUUAUAAAAUGUAUAACAGUUGUAAAAUAUAUGUUAAAUAUAGUGAGGAGAGGAUGGAGGGGGAUUGUUUCAUGGUAUGAUGCCUGGUUCAGUUAAGAGUGAUCAGCCUAGCUCAUGGGAUUCUUGUAACAGCAUGUAGUUAAUUAAUAUUCAUGCACAGAAUACCAUUGCAUUGUAGCCCUCUGACUUCCACUGCCCUAUAUCACAGCAUCUCCUUGAACCUCACAGUUGGAUAAGAUAAAUAAAAACAGUGUGAAUAGAUUCAA
Alligator mississippiensis (American alligator) is the source of this 1350-nucleotide messenger RNA. Its product is annotated as GTPase IMAP family member 3. The record is from RefSeq and is a predicted model, not a curated record. Bases 248 to 1180 code for a protein of 310 amino acids. The transcript is spliced from 3 exons. NCBI's taxonomy places the organism in Eukaryota, Metazoa, Chordata, Crocodylia, Alligatoridae. Gene Ontology annotation, molecular function: GTP binding.